Molecule: messenger RNA, 1810 nt
Organism: Rattus rattus (black rat)
Lineage: Eukaryota; Metazoa; Chordata; Mammalia; Rodentia; Muridae
Product: LIM zinc-binding domain-containing Nebulette
Exons: 5
Coding region: 686-1054 (122 amino acids)
Cellular component (GO): focal adhesion
Molecular function (GO): actin filament binding
Source: RefSeq, a predicted model, not a curated record
CUUGGGCACAUCCUUGGCCGACCUCUGGGUGUCAGGGACGUCACCCUGGAGUGAGAGGAGGGAAGGGAGGAAGGAGCCUGGAAGUGAGCGCGUUUGAGCUUUUCCCGAGCUCCAGUCACCCCAGCUCUGACCUCCUCCGCCUGGCUCGCACUGUCGCCACCGCCCACCUGGGCGCCUAGGACUGCUGCGGCCGUGGGUGCCAGCUCCCCCGGCCUCACUGGGCGGCUACGAGUAGAGUUCUCUGGGUCCCUAUUCUUCCCUUCCCCCGCGCCGCCCUCUGUCCCUUGGUGCCAGACUGGCUGGUUCCCUGCCCUUUGGGUCGGUGCGCGCUGGUGGGUUUGGCCUGCGCGGCGACGGCGGCGGCGGCGGCGGCGGCGGCGGGGGAGCGAGUGAGCGAGCGCAAGGGGCGGGCGCGAGUGCUUGUGAGUCACCGGUACCUGGAGCGCUAGCGACGCAGAGCCAGCGGCGCACAGCCCGAGCAGGAGCCUAGUGCCAGCGUCGCCGAGCGCGGCCUGCCCCAGGCCCCGCCGCGCCCCCUUGCACCUCGCCAGGCCAGUUCGCCAGAGCCUGAAGCCCUUCUGCCAGCCCGGAGGUGGCGCGGGGCUCUCCGGGGGAUGUCACAGCGGCUCCUCGGAGCCCCCAGUCACCGCCGCAGCAACAGCCACCGCCCGCGGGAACCGCGACAAUGAAUCCCCAGUGCGCCCGCUGCGGAAAAGUGGUGUAUCCCACGGAGAAAGUCAACUGCCUGGAUAAGUAUUGGCAUAAAGGAUGCUUUCACUGUGAGGUUUGCAAGAUGGCUCUCAACAUGAACAACUACAAAGGCUAUGAGAAGAAGCCCUAUUGCAACGCACACUACCCAAAGCAGUCCUUCACCACGGUGGCGGACACACCUGAAAACCUGCGUCUGAAGCAACAAAGUGAACUGCAGAGCCAGGUCAAGUACAAACGAGAUUUUGAAGAGAGCAGAGGCAGAGGAUUCAGCAUCGUCACGGAUACUCCUGAGCUGCAGAGGCUGAAGAGGACCCAGGAGCAGAUCAGUAACAGACAGAGUUGACUUUUAGGAGCUGAUGCUAUUCAUCGGGUCCCAUGGUUUUUCUCAUGACUUGACUGCCUAUAGCGAAUAGUAAGGACAGUCACCUCCAUUCUUUUCCCAUCCGUCCUUCCCUCAAGUCAAAACCCAUUCUUACUUUACAAACACAAACCAGAGAUGCUCUUCAAUGACAGUUCUGCUCAGAGUUUUAAAAUGCUAUGUCAGCUGCAGUUCCCAAUGCUUGACUAGCAUAGACAUUUAUUUCUGGAAGAACUAAGCCAACUCUACGUGAGACCAUCCAUGUGAAGGAUAGCACGGGGGUUACAGUUCACUCAAAGGUGAGCCUUUUCAUUUAUCUUCAAAUUAAGUCAAUGUUCAUAAGUAAUUGGAAAAUAACUGAUCUUCUCACCCAAUUUAUCCUUAGCAGGAGUUUACUUUACAUGCAAUGCCAGAGGUCGUUUGCAGAUCCAUUCUUAACUAUGCAAAACCCCUUAUGAUGCAGGUAUGUAUUAAUCUAUAAUUACCGUGUUCGUAGCAGUCUAUACAAAACAGCAGUAAGAUAUAGCCUCUGAGAUAGACGACGGUCAGUUGCAAAAGCAUCUCAUUUAGACCACAGCUAAGCCACUCCUCUCUUGCUUUCUCUUGGUGUUAGGUACCUUAGGAAUCACAGUAGUAGUUCAUUGAGCCAUGAUGGGGCCUAUCAAUGCUUGGGUUGCAGUAAAGAACAGAUUCCACAAUACUUCUGUUAAGACUGCUCCUGAAGAAGGGGACCUACCAAGC